This is a messenger RNA of Papaver somniferum (opium poppy), 3671 nucleotides long. RefSeq lists its product as uncharacterized. The coding region runs from base 1324 to 2355 and encodes 343 amino acids. The record is from RefSeq and is a predicted model, not a curated record. NCBI's taxonomy places the organism in Eukaryota, Viridiplantae, Streptophyta, Magnoliopsida, Ranunculales, Papaveraceae. The transcript has 2 exons.
CAAUAUAGAGAUCUAUCCAACGAUGUAUCUUCAUGGAGUAUAAAUCGUCAGCUUUGGAGAUUACAGAAUGAAAUAUCAUGGGCAAGGGUUAGAUGGAAAUCCAUUCAGGUACCACCAUUUGAAGAACAAUUCGUUAUUUCGAAAAAGGAGGAAGAGAUUUUCAUUGUAUAUUCGGUACCUAAAUUGAGUCAAGACUCUUCAACAGUGAAAGAAGGUAGGGUUACAGAGGCCACAAAUUCUGAAGAGAUAGUUGUAGCUGAAGAAUUGAUUGCUGAUUCUGAUGAGUUGACUCCGAUUGAAGAAAAAGAAGCUUCAACCACUGCUGUAGUCAAAUCAAUUCCUUCCCCUGUCAUUAAAGUGGGUGAUUCUUCAGAUGUGGAUGACAUCGAUGAAUCUCUCGAGGUGGACUUCAUUUCCCAUUUUUCUUUGUUGAAGAAAAAAAUGCAGAUACACUUGAUGGUUUGAGUUUACAACUUGAACAUGUGGAAUGUUUGAACGAUUUUUUCUUUCUCCACAACAAAAUUCUAGAUGGAUGUUUACACAUAGGGAGGCACAGGAAUUGUUUCUUCAUACAUGGAGCAGUGACAAGUCACAUAAAAACGUAUUUGAUCGUGGAAAAGGAAUUGAAAUUCAUCAGGGGUUUUCUCAUUUUGUGGAUGAUUUUAAAUUCUGUUUUCUGAAUUCCUUGCUUCUUGGAAUUGUCUAUGAUGUUGAACUUGCUGGUGAAUGGUAUUUGGUUGCUGAUUUGUCAAAUAGAACUGGAUUUUUGUUUCUUUUGUUGGCUAGAAUAUUUCAUAUUGGGAGAGCUUGUCAGUUGCUAGUUCAAAUGCUUGAGAUGACGGACGACGCUAUUCUGGUUUUGCAGCUAGAAUGUGAUUUUCUUCUUGAUAUUAAAGUUGGCGUUGAUACUAAUACUUCUUGUGAGCUGGUUCUUGUUGGGCCAAUUAUAAUGGAUAAUUACACAUCUGAAGUUGUUUAUCAGCUUAUUUCAAAACAAGGGUACGAAUUCAUUACACAUAAUGAAUUUUUGUUCAAGGUCAUGAGUGGCUUAUACAUGCAGAAGAGAGCAGGAAGAGAUUUUUUUUUGUAUUAUGGUUGUUUUGCAGUUUGCAAUCUCAAAGUUCAACGUGUACAGCCAAACCCAUUCAGUACUUCGACGGCCUUCGCACAUGAUUUUUAUCAAAUGCACCCUUUUCACCUUAUGUGCUUACCGUGUUUCGUCGCGAGUGAUGGAGUUUACAUACCAGCAGAUAAGUUAACUUCCCAACUUCCCCAAGUAUUGAAUUCCGCAGGUGAUCUUGAAUAUUAUUGUUGUAUCCCAUUAUGGAUCUUGAAUGGGGAAGAAGACAAUAUCCUCUUGUCUAUUUUGCAAAUGUUUUUCAUGAGGAAAUACUCAUAGUUGUUAUUGAUAGACAAGGUGAUCAACUCCAGAUUUUUGUGAAGAAGAUUAACAUUCUUGCAGUGCUUAUAUUCCCAGUUCACGCCAUUGCUACAACUCAAAUUUAUCUUUCAAGAAUCAGGUUCUUUUUGCCCUUUCCCCUGCUUCUAAAUGCAGUCUCUGGAAGUUUUUUCAUUCUUGAGAAAGUUGUGCAGAAGAAUUUACAUUCCACUUUGAUUUGUUUGCACACAUUUUACUGGGAUAUACUUCUUACUUCAUGCUGCCAUCAAUUGCUGGAGGUUGGCGCUGGUAUACAUGAACAUGAAGAGGUCUUCCUCCCUGUGAUUCAACUUCUCAAUGUCUUAUUGAGAAUUGAGUUCUUACGGUGGAAAUAUAAAUUGUUUUCAACUGGUUGGUGGAGUAUUAUGUUCUGUGACACUAGGAUUCGUCAUCAAAUUUCUACAAACUUUAUAGCCAAGCUCAUCUGUGUACUGCUGGAAAGGAUUAAUCAGUUUGAAUCUGCUAUUGGAUAUGCAACUAUAUCAUCUUUCCAGCAACUUUCUGCUCUCACAUUUCUUGUAAUGCCCACUGGUGUCAUGAAGUUGUAUACAGAAGUGUUUGAGCUGCUAACGGUUGAAUUGGGGCUUACCACCAAGUAUUUUACUUCUGAUCAGUUUCUGGCAGACCUGUGUGAUAACUUGGUUGGGAGUUUAGUGUGGCAACAGAAUUAUGGUAAUGCUGAUAUUCUCUUGCAGUUUCUACUUGACUUACAUAAUGCUUCACACGAGUCCUACAACACUAUUCAAGCUCUUCUUAGCCAACCAGGUACUAAUGCAAUUCAAUAUCAUCCUCGUGAUGUUUCUUUCACUUUUAUAUAUUUUCUAGCAUGCUACCAUCGCUUGUUGGGAGUUUGUAGAGAGUCAACAUACUUGGACAGGAGUACGGGUGUCGGUCAGGCUAAUGAUAUUUGUUACUGAUUAUUUCCAAGGAAUUUACAUAUCAAUUGGUGCUUAAAUUAUCAGUGCCCAAAAUUGUUAGAACUCAAUGGUGUUAUUGGGAAAUUAGUCCUUGUCAGCGUCCUAAGUUGCUUACAUCUGAAGUCUUUUGGAAAAUGAUACUACAAGAGAGAGUUAAGUUGACAGUUGAGCACUUAGGUUGGAGUUGUAUGAACAUAUAUUUUUAUGUUAGGAAUUUUCCUUCUGGAUGUAGCCAAGUUAAGGCUCCUUUGUGCUCAACCGGGAAGAAUCUGGACUCGACAUAUUCUCCUAUAAAGAUGAUGGAAAUCCCAUUUUCGCUUACUGUGAUUCCACAUGGGUUGAAUAUAGAAAAAAUGGUUGGAAUUAAAGUCUUGCUCUUGGUAACUAAGAUUCUACACAAGUUGGUGAGAGUAGAAUACUUAAGGUGGAAAUUCAUAAGGGGCUCAUUUUGCACUUUCCAUUACCUACACCUGUGAUUUAUGGAGCUAUUAGUGUUGCCAAGACAGUUAAAAUGGUGAAUCCAAAUUCUGUUAUGAUUGUUUUGCGGACUUCAGCUCAUAUUCAACAUGAGUAUCUUUACUACCACCACCUGUGGUUUAUGGGGUUUCAACCAGUGCAGCGUUAUUUCAAACUAGAGUUUGAUGGCGGGAUAAUGGCAUUUCCAUUCAGGCUCAUAGUGGUUCACAAUCCAAAGGUAUUCCUAACAAUACAUCAAGCUGCAAGUAAGAUGCACGGUAGUACUGUUUACCUUAGGAAAAUGUCAAAAAUGUCAGGUCCACUGGUUGAUUUUGCGGAGAACACAUGCAUUGCAUUCUGCAAGGAAGGAGACAGUUGGUUAUUGGGCCUGGUUUUGGAAGAGUGUACGAGCCUCACAUGUGUAUUCAUUGGCAUUUUGUUACUGUGCUUCUCAUGUGUAUUCCAGAGGGCUACGACGACCACAAGUGGAGGGGAAUCUAUCGACUACAGACACAAUUGGUGCUUCUCCAGGUACAACAGACGCGAUCUCCUCAACUUUUAGUGUUUCACUCAACUUCCAUCCUUGAGGACAAGGAUGUUUUCAAGGGGAGUGGAAUGUCACAGUGUAGAAUGUAGGGGCUGCCAGGAUGUGUGUCAUUAGUAGAUAUUUAGGAGUUCCCAUAUAAUACUACGUGUUUGUCUUUAGUAAUAUUCAGUCAGGUGUAAUGGUUGGUUUAGAUUAGCCCAGCUGGAGUGUUACUAGCCGUUGGAUAUCGAGAGAGUGACCUAGUUUAUAUAAUCAGUGUCUGUAAUGAAACUUUUAUCCAAUUUAUGAAAAUACAUUUUCUGAUCGUUAAUUC